AUGUCCUGUGGAGAUCAGUCGAUCGACGAAGGAAGCGAGGUCCCAUGGCACGCCCAUGAGACCAGUGAGGAAGUUUUGCGAUGCCUGGCCGGCACCGGCACGAUCUACUGCGGUGACAUGGUGAAGGACUUCCUUCCGGGUGUCACUGUGCUGGUUCCCAAACAGACGCCGCAUCGAAUCGUGAACCUCUCUCCGUCCGAGAAGCUCCGUGGUUUGAGCAAGGAGGCUAGAGUUCAGGAUGUUUUUCGGGACAGGGGUUUUUGA
Molecule: messenger RNA, 264 nt
Organism: Symbiodinium natans
Lineage: Eukaryota; Dinophyceae; Suessiales; Symbiodiniaceae
Source: the annotation of a GenBank genome assembly